Oncorhynchus nerka (sockeye salmon) is the source of this 567-nucleotide messenger RNA. RefSeq names its product interferon alpha-1-like. The record is from RefSeq and is a predicted model, not a curated record. Gene Ontology annotation, biological process: defense response. Gene Ontology annotation, molecular function: cytokine receptor binding. Lineage: Eukaryota; Metazoa; Chordata; Actinopteri; Salmoniformes; Salmonidae. Gene Ontology annotation, cellular component: extracellular region. The coding region runs from base 1 to 567 and encodes 188 amino acids. The transcript is spliced from 5 exons.
AUGACACUUCAGACUAUCACUUGGAUGAGCACCUUCCUCUGCCUCGCGCAAGUUUGCUCCAUGCCCAUGCCUUGCCAGCUACAAGGACAGCUGGUGCGAAUAACCCACAACCUACUGAGAGACAUGGGGGGUCAUUUUCCUCUGGAGUGCCUGCAGGAUAAUAAUGUCUUCAUAGCAUUCCCAGCCACUGCUUUCACAACGUCCGGCGCGCCACAGUUGAGUAGCAGUGGUGCUAUGGCUAUUUAUGAGACAUUGAAGAACAUCGACACAUUGUUUGGAGCUGACGACCUGCCUACUAAGUGGGACCAACGGAAGUUGGAGAAUUUUCUGAAUAUUGUAUACCGCCAGAUUGAAGAGAGCAAAUGUAUGAUGGGGAGCGUGAAUACAUGUGAUUAUCUAGUCAGGGCAAAGGUGCUGAAGACAUAUUUCAGGAACAUCGCAGCUGUCCUAAACGAAAAAAAUUUCAGUUACUGCGCCUGGGAAGUGGUUCGAAAAGAGUUCCUGUACAGCCUACAGUUCAUUCUGGAACACAACUCUGAUAGCCUUCUGUGGGCCAAAAGAACAUGA